This is a messenger RNA of Teleopsis dalmanni, 412 nucleotides long. RefSeq names its product protein dpy-30 homolog. The transcript has 2 exons. The coding region runs from base 82 to 366 and encodes 94 amino acids. The record is from RefSeq and is a predicted model, not a curated record. Lineage: Eukaryota; Metazoa; Arthropoda; Insecta; Diptera; Diopsidae.
UGUUUCAAAAUCGAAAACAUAUAAAAUCAUAACAUAUUUUUAUAGUUUUGUGGAUUUGAAUUUUUGAGGACUUUCAUAACUAUGGAUCCCAACGUUAAAGACCAACAGAUUGCACGUCUAAUUGGAGAAGAACAAAUGGAUGAGGAGGAACAAUCUCUCGGACCUAUGCAAUGUGUUAAGCCACGGGAAGAUAUAAUGUCUCUGCCCGCACGUGAAUAUUUGGAUCUCAUGGUUACUCCAGUUUUAAUUGAGGGAUUAAAGGCUCUUGAUCAUGAAGGACCAGAAGAUCCCAUCUCAUUUUUAGCUGCAUAUCUACUGAAAAAUAGACGCCGUGCAAAUGAGGUCGUAGCUCCACCUGAUAUGUAAAUUGAUGUCGAAUUUCGGAUAUUAAUCAAGUCGAUAAAUUAAAUGA